Molecule: messenger RNA, 636 nt
Organism: Aplosporella prunicola CBS 121167
Lineage: Eukaryota; Fungi; Ascomycota; Dothideomycetes; Botryosphaeriales; Aplosporellaceae
Exons: 1
Coding region: 237-590 (117 amino acids)
Source: RefSeq, a predicted model, not a curated record
UAAGAAUUAGAGCCUACGUAUAUAGAGAAUGAGGGCGUUUUUUAAGGUGCGCGAUAGUAGCAUGCGCAAUUUGAAAGAGAUACAUGUAAAGGAAGAGGGGUUACAUGUGUAUAGCCUUUAGGCUGCGCGGUUGAAAAGAGGGGAGAAUAAAUAAGUGGCGUGGUACACGACCACUCGAAAACCGCAGACCCCACUGCACAGCAGAGCACAGCACUCAAUGGCGAACGAACCAGGAGAUGAAAGAAGUAUAUGAGAUAUCAUAUCGUAUUCAUAUUCAUAUCGUUCAUAGCAGCAGCAGCAAGCAGCAUCAGCAGCACUCACUCCACACCCGCCAACCAACGCACCAUGCACCAUGCACCCAUCCACCAACCAACCCACCCACCAACGCACACACGCACGCAACCCACUCCCCCCACCCGUUCCCCCACCAAACACCUAGCACCAAGCCAGCCCCUCAGCCCGCACAUACGCACGCCCCGCACGCACGCACGAGCGCAACCGCUCGCCCCGCCGCCAACCCUCCCAGCCCAGCCCAGCCCAGUCCGUCAAAGAGAAGCAAAAUAGAGCCAAAGAGAAGCACGCGCCGAUAAAAGGGGGUAUAAGUAAACACGCGCCAGCCAGCCGCGCCACAGAUAU